This is a messenger RNA of Tupaia belangeri chinensis (Chinese tree shrew), 1364 nucleotides long. RefSeq names its product thyrotropin releasing hormone receptor (gene TRHR). Gene Ontology annotation, cellular component: membrane. The transcript is spliced from 3 exons. Gene Ontology annotation, biological process: phospholipase C-activating G protein-coupled receptor signaling pathway. The coding region runs from base 168 to 1364 and encodes 398 amino acids. The record is from RefSeq and is a predicted model, not a curated record. Gene Ontology annotation, molecular function: thyrotropin-releasing hormone receptor activity. Lineage: Eukaryota; Metazoa; Chordata; Mammalia; Scandentia; Tupaiidae.
GCUAAGUGGGCUCCCUGUCAAACAGACUGGACGAGAUUUUCUGCAAGAUUGGAAACUUGGACCUAUUACCAUUACAUCUACCUAGAAAAGCAGGCUGGUGCUACAGAAUAAGGGAAAGAAGAUGUUUUGAGAAGUUGGUGUUUCAGAGAAACUUCAAACCACUAAAGAUGGAAAACGAGACAGUCAGUGACCUGAACCAAACACAGCUUCAGCCACGAGCAGUGGUGGCCCUAGAAUACCAAGUGGUCACCAUCUUACUUGUGCUCAUUAUUUGUGGUCUGGGUAUUGUGGGCAACAUCAUGGUGGUGCUGGUGGUCAUGAGAACCAAGCACAUGAGGACCCCCACAAACUGCUACCUGGUGAGUCUGGCAGUUGCUGACCUCAUGGUCCUGGUAGCUGCAGGCCUUCCCAACAUAACAGACAGCAUCUAUGGUUCCUGGGUCUAUGGCUAUGUUGGAUGCCUCUGCAUUACUUACCUCCAGUACUUGGGAAUUAACGCGUCCUCUUGCUCAAUAACAGCCUUUACCAUUGAGAGGUACAUAGCAAUCUGUCACCCCAUCAAAGCCCAGUUACUCUGCACAUUUUCCAGAGCCAAAAAGAUCAUCAUCUUUGUAUGGGCUUUUACAUCCAUUUACUGCAUGCUGUGGUUCUUCUUGCUGGAUCUCAACAUUAGCACCUACAAAGAUGCUAUCGUAGUAUCCUGUGGCUACAAGAUCUCCAGGAAUUACUACUCACCUAUUUACCUAAUGGACUUUGGUGUCUUUUAUGUGAUGCCUAUGAUCCUGGCCACUGUCCUCUAUGGAUUCAUAGCUAGAAUCCUCUUCUUAAAUCCCAUUCCUUCAGAUCCUAAAGAAAACUCUAAAACAUGGAAAAAUGACUCAACCCAUCAGAAUAAGAAUUUGAAUGUAAAUACCUCUAAUAGAUGUUUCAGCAGCACAGUGUCUUCAAGGAAGCAGGUCACCAAGAUGCUGGCAGUGGUUGUAAUUCUGUUUGCUCUCUUAUGGAUGCCCUACAGGACUCUAGUGGUUGUCAACUCAUUUCUCUCCAGCCCUUUCCAAGAAAAUUGGUUCUUGCUCUUUUGCAGAAUUUGCAUUUAUCUCAACAGUGCCAUCAACCCAGUGAUUUACAACCUCAUGUCCCAGAAAUUCCGCGCGGCCUUCAGAAAGCUCUGCAACUGCAAACAAAAGCCAUCAGAGAAACCUGCUAACUACAGUGUGGCUCUAAGUUACAGCGUCAUCAAGGAGUCAGACCAUUUCAGCACAGAGCUUGAUGAUAUCACCGUCACUGACACUUACUUGUCUGCCACAAAAGUGUCUUUUGAUGAUACCUGCUUGGCUUCUGAGGUAACCCUGAGUCAAAGUUGA